AUGGCAUAUAUCCCUGAUGUUGAAGAUGAUAUGAAACCAAAAGAUGGACAGCAAUUCGAGUCAUUGGAUGCAACAUACAAGUUCUACAAUGAUUAUUCAUUUAAGGCUCGAUUUAGUGUCAGAAAAAGUAAGGAGAUGAAGAGGAAGGGAAUAACUUUCAAUGAGGAACACAACCAUCCCCCUACAACACCAAGCAAAGUUCAUUUGUUAAGAUCACAGCGUACUGUGUCUACUGCAAACAAGAAUCUGAUACAAGACUUGAGGCGGGUGGACAUUCCUAUAUACCAGCAAUUUGAAUUAUUCGAGACACAAGAUGGUGGGCAUGCAAAUGUUGGCUGCACUGAGAGAGAUUUAAGAAAUGUGGUGCGAGAUGAGAGAGAAGAAGUCAAGGGUCAUGAUGUUGACAUUUUAUAUGAGCACUUCAAAGCUGAGCAAGAGAAGGAUCCAGCAAUGCCAAAAAGUGCCCCGAAUGUUAUUAUCACCGAUCAAGAUCAAGCAAUGAGUAAGGCAAUUGCUCAUGUUUUGCCAAACACAAUUCACAGGUAUUGUGUGUGGCAUAUUCUAAAGAAAUUUCCGGAGAAGACUAACGUAGCUUUUAUGCAAGAUUACUAUGAACUUUUCAAGACAUGUAUAUGGGAUUCGGAGUGUCCAGAAGAAUUUGAAAAGAGAUGGUUUGAAGCAUUGGAAAAAAGUCAGCAAACAAAUAAUGAAUGGUUAGAAAAGAUGUAUGAACUGCGUGGCAGGUGGAUUCCAGCAUAUGUAAAUAAAUACUUUUCAGCAGGGAUGUCAAGCAGCCAAAGAGUAGAAUCUGCACAUGCAUUCUUCAAGCGUUAUUGUGAUAAAGAAAACAGCUUGAUGGAUUUUGUCACGCGUUUCAAUAGGGCAGCUGCACAUCAGAGACAUGAAGAAUUGGUUGAUGACCAUAAAGAUUUGAAUGAGACACCAAAUUUGAAAUUAGGGAUGCCAAUAGAGGUCCAAAUGUCUCAAUUGUAUACCAAAAAAUACUUUCAGUACUUUCAAGCUCAGCUUCAUGAUAGUAAUGGUUAUAUCGUAAAUGCCGUAAUGGAAGAUAACAGUCAUUGUGUUUACAAUACUGAAAGGGUGUUUGCUCAAAACUUAAGGAUGCGGACGCUUGUACAUUAUAGGUAUCAAACAUAG
Messenger RNA from Rosa chinensis, 1158 nucleotides. RefSeq names its product protein FAR1-RELATED SEQUENCE 5-like. The record is from RefSeq and is a predicted model, not a curated record. The coding region runs from base 1 to 1158 and encodes 385 amino acids. The transcript is spliced from 3 exons. NCBI's taxonomy places the organism in Eukaryota, Viridiplantae, Streptophyta, Magnoliopsida, Rosales, Rosaceae. Gene Ontology annotation, biological process: regulation of DNA-templated transcription.